AUGGGAUCCCAAACGCCUCAACCCCAGUCGUUCAAAAUUCUCCCCGCUACUGAGGAAGACUUUUUGACCCUCGCACAAGUGGAAUCCAUUUGCAAUGACACGUCCCUCGGAACACCGUUAGAAGCAAACAUCACCCAUAUCAUGUUUGGACCGCCUCAUCCAGAGAACCACAAAUUCCGGGCUAAAGGUCUCGUCGACCAGCUAAACAAAGACCCUACCAUGAAGAACUACAAGGCCGUUGUGGAGGAAGACGGUAGAGAGAAGAUUGUCGCCUGGGCUUCAUGGAACUUUUACCCCGAGGUCACGCCUAUCAAGGAUUGGACCAAUCUCGACUGGCCAGCACCUGCCAAUCGUGAGGCGUGCAACGACAUCAUUGGUCGCAUGACAGCCAUGAGGCAGAAAUAUAUGUCUGGAAGGAGAUAUGCCUUCCUACAAGUGCUUGCCACACUUCCAGAGUAUCGUUGUCGGGGAAUUGGAUCGAGCCUUGUCCGACAUGGCCUUGCCGAAGCAGAGGCAUUGGGCAUAAGUGAUCUUUGGCUGACAGCCUCUGCGCACGGUCAUGAUCUUUAUUUGAAGUAUGGAUUCCGGGACCUUGAAUCCAUUUUCACGCACGAGGAUAUUGCAAAGUAUGGAGGAUCGGGUGACCCAAAGGUCAUGGCAAUGGGACGACUCGGCUAG
Messenger RNA from Penicillium pulvis, 678 nucleotides. RefSeq lists its product as uncharacterized. The transcript has 2 exons. NCBI's taxonomy places the organism in Eukaryota, Fungi, Ascomycota, Eurotiomycetes, Eurotiales, Aspergillaceae. Bases 1 to 678 code for a protein of 225 amino acids. The record is from RefSeq and is a predicted model, not a curated record. Gene Ontology annotation, molecular function: acyltransferase activity, transferring groups other than amino-acyl groups.